This is a messenger RNA of Lepisosteus oculatus (spotted gar), 1629 nucleotides long. The record is from RefSeq and is a predicted model, not a curated record. Lineage: Eukaryota; Metazoa; Chordata; Actinopteri; Semionotiformes; Lepisosteidae.
AUGUCGCGAGGCCUGCCUAACACCAGGAAACCCUACGUCCGUCUCCUGAGGGCGGACACAAAAGUGGAGACAAACCAAGAGAAAAGGGUAUUCAAAAAACUCUUCCCGAAGUCGAACCUCUUUGAGAAGUGGGGAGAUCAUUUAUCAGAAGUGGAGCAAAAGAAAGCAGAAUGGCUCUAUAAAAGAUAUGGCUAUAAUGUGUAUCUGAGUGACAAGAUGCCACUGGACAGAAAACUCCCUGAGACCAGGGAUCCCAGUUGUUUAGGGAAGAAAUAUCCCAGGGACCUUCCUACCCUGAGCGUGGUGUUGAUUUACUUGGAUGAAGCCCUGUCCAUAAUAAAGAGAGCCAUCCGGAGCAUCAUAGACAGAACACCAGCUCAUCUGCUGAAGGAGAUCGUGCUUGUGGAUGACUACAGCUCAAGUGAGGACCUGAAAGGAAAGCUUGAUGAUUACAUUGAUCUGAUCCAUGAGAAGCACCCAGGGUUAGUGAAGAGGGUGAGACACAGUGAACAGAGGGGCCUGACACAGUCCCGGAUUUCUGGAUGGGAAGCUGCUACAGGUGAAGUAGUGGCCAUUCUGGAUGCCCACAUAGAGGUCCAUGCAGAAUGGGCUGAGCCGCUGCUUGCAAGAAUAAAGGAGAAUCGCACUGUGGUGGUGUCCCCUGUGUUUGACAGAGUGAAUUUUGACAAUUUAGAAGUUGUUAAAUAUACCCCAGCUGCACACGCCUUUGACUGGGCUCUGUGGUGCAUGUAUGAGUCUUUCCAGCCCGAUUGGUACAGACUGAAGGAUCCAUCAAGGCCUGGAAAAAGCCCAUCUCUUAUGGGAAUUCUUGUUGCAGACAGAAAAUUCCUUGGCGAAAUUGGGAGUUUGGAUGGAGGAAUGAAAAUCUAUGGUGGUGAAAACGUGGAGCUGGGGGUUAGAAUUUGGCUGUGUGGGGGCAGUAUUGAGAUUGUGCCGUGUUCCAAGAUAGCUCACAUUGAGAGAGCACACAAACCCUAUCUGCCUGACCUCAGCAUCACCAUGAAGAGGAACGCACUGCGAGUGGCCGAAGUGUGGAUGGAUGAGUACAAAAAAAACAUUAAUAUUGCUUGGAAUCUACCAAUAAAGGACCAUGGAAUUGACAUUGGGGAUGUCUCAGAAAGAAAGAAGCUCAGAGAGAAACUGAAAUGUAAGCCUUUCAAGUGGUAUAUAGACAACGUGUACCCUCAGCUGGAUCCAUGGGAAGACCUUGUUGCUUAUGGAGCUCUGAAGAACACUGUGAAAGAGAAUGUCUGUAUCGAUCAAGGACCUGUUCCUGGAAAUGUACCCAUAGCAUUUGGAUGCUACUACUAUGGUCCACAGAAUACAUACUACCGAAAAAGUGGAGAGCUCUAUAUUGGAGGUAUCAAGUCUCACAAAUACAACAACAACAGAUGUCUGGCUGACCCAGGUACAGGCAGUACCCCAGGCCUGUAUGAGUGCUCUGUGGCAAAACAAAAAGGCUAUAGCAUCUACUGGGACUUUGAACAGGGAAAGGCCAUGAUUAACAGAAAAACACACAGGUGUCUGGAAGUUGAGCAGGGAACCCUGGUGAUUCAGAACUGCACAGGACAGGGCUGGAAAAUUCAACAUAAUGUCACUGACUUCUAG